CAAGGUCCCAGUGAGGGAGCGUGUGUGUGUGUGUGUGUAUGUUCAGGGGCAGUGGCCUCUGCUGUAGACAGUGAUGGUUUGUGAGAAUCUGCGGAGGUGUCACUUCACACCUCUGUGGCCUGGCCUGGACUUAAAAACCAGUGCCACAGACCUGAGCAGCACUCCCAGCCUCAGUCUCUCCACACAACAUGGAUACCUCGUCAGUGCCUCUGCUCAACUACGGCCUGCAGUACCAGUGGUGUUCUGACUCGGAUCUCUCCAGCAUCUCCUCUUCAGAAACCCUCUCCCCUGUUCCCUCUAUGGAUUCCAGCCUCUCUCCUUCCUACCAGCAGCUGCCACAGUCCACUCCUAAGGCAGCCAAGACUGGAUAUUCCCAGACUCUCAAAUCCUCACCCUGCUCCCAUUCUGGACGUGGCCGGAAGACGGGCCGAGCCACCCGGAUGCGCAGCAAGCAGAGGGAGAGCGCCAGCGAGAAGGAAAAGCUGAGGAUGAGGGAUCUGACCAAGGCUCUGCAUCACCUCAGGUCCUACCUCCCGCCCUCGGUGGCCCCUGCCGGACAGACCCUGACAAAGAUAGAGACCCUCCGCCUUACCAUCCGCUACAUCUCCUACCUGUCGGCCCAGCUGGGCCUCAGCGAGGAGGUGCUGUUUCAGAGGAGGGAACAAGGAGACACCUCGGCCAGUGACAUGUCCUCACCUGACAUCCUCAGCUACUUCCAGCACGGGUCCAUGGGAGGACAGGGGGCCCAGCUGCAGAACCAGAGCCUGUACCCAGCCCAGUGUCACAGCCAGAACACCAUGCUGCAUUCUGGGAACUGUAGUUUUGGUGUGGAUCAGUACAGUGGACAGUACAUUGAAGCUCCUCAGGGAGACAUGAGCAUGGAUACCAUCCUGCAGUCACCUCCAGCAACACAGCCCUGCUGUCAGAUGUGUGGCAAAGACUUCUGCAUGCCGCUGGUUCCCAGAGAAUACUGGGGUUAA
Messenger RNA from Epinephelus lanceolatus (giant grouper), 980 nucleotides. RefSeq lists its product as uncharacterized. The record is from RefSeq and is a predicted model, not a curated record. Gene Ontology annotation, cellular component: nucleus. Lineage: Eukaryota; Metazoa; Chordata; Actinopteri; Perciformes; Serranidae. Gene Ontology annotation, molecular function: protein dimerization activity; RNA polymerase II cis-regulatory region sequence-specific DNA binding; DNA-binding transcription factor activity, RNA polymerase II-specific. Gene Ontology annotation, biological process: somite rostral/caudal axis specification; mesoderm formation; regulation of transcription by RNA polymerase II.